Molecule: messenger RNA, 1194 nt
Organism: Pimephales promelas (fathead minnow)
Lineage: Eukaryota; Metazoa; Chordata; Actinopteri; Cypriniformes; Leuciscidae
Source: RefSeq, a predicted model, not a curated record
AUGAAGUUUUGCCUUUGUGUGGCUUCUUCCUCCACCUUCCCAGCCUUCCCUGUGGGGGAGCAGAAGUGCUCAAAGCAGCUGAACCAAUGGGAGACAGACAAUUCAGUCAACAGAACUUACUCAGACCAGAAGGAAGGAUACCUGCAAAAUGAACAUUUGGAAAACGUCAAGACAUCUGCCUUAAUCCCCGACAUGGAGCUCAACGAGGAAUGGCAGGAUGAGGAGUUUCCCAGGCCCCUUCCUGAGGACACACAGAGUCCUGAUGAUGAACAGGAAAGCCCUGGAGCGGAGGGAAACAGGCCUGUCCCACCGACCAGCCUGGCCCUGACCGGUGAUACUGUGAGGAAGAAGCGACUAGUGGCCCCAGCGCUUAGUUUAACACUGGACAAAACCUCUAUGGACCGGAGCUUGAAAUCAGAUGAGUUUGACGCUUCCGCCCUUUCACCAUCUGCUGAGGAUGACGAGAUGGACAUUAACCUGGAGGCCUUAGAGACCCCCUCAGACAGCGAGUCUUGCAACUUCCCAGACAGUAUGCACGACUUGGAGUGGGAAGAUGAUCUUCCUAGGAUGGGUAAAGCAGCGAUCAGAAAAGCCAGUUUACUAGAGCACGCAGAGAUGGGACACUUGGACUUGGAUCAGGUGGACAGCAAUGGGAGGCGAUGGAGACGAUUCCAUAUUGGCGGCCAAGACUACCAAGUCAACAUGAGCGUUCUGGAGCCGUAUCUCCAAGUUCUUUCCCAUGGAGGGUAUUAUGGGGACGGAUCGACAGCCAUCAUCAUCUUUACUGCCUGCUACCUACCAGAAAAUACAACACAACAUUAUGAGUAUGUGAUGGACAAUCUGUUCAGGUACAUUAUUGGCACGUUGGACUUGAUGGUGUCUGAGAAUUACAUAUUGGUGUGUCUGUGUGGAAUGGCCCCUCGCAAUAAGAUGCCCGGCAUGAAGUGGCUCCGACAGUGUUACAUGUCCAUUGACAGAAGGUUAAGGAAAGACUUGAAAGGGCUUUUCGUGGUUCACCCGGCCUGGUACGUGAGAGCGGUAAUCACCGUCAUCAAACCAUUCAUCAGUGAGAAGUUUAGCAGGAAGAUGCGCUUCAUCCACAGCUUGCAGGAACUGGCAGAGUUUGUUCCUGUGGACCAGUUGCAAAUCCCAGACUGCAUCAGAGAGUGAGUGUCCACAUCACACCACAUUAGU